Adineta steineri is the source of this 912-nucleotide messenger RNA. The record is from the annotation of a GenBank genome assembly. Lineage: Eukaryota; Metazoa; Rotifera; Eurotatoria; Adinetida; Adinetidae.
AUGUCAAGAUCAACUCUGCUCGAUUCUAGCGAAGUUCUUGUUAUUGGUGGCCAGGGACCUACCGGUUAUUUGACUGAAUGUGAAAUAUAUGAGCCAUUAGCUGGUCAAUGGCACACUGCUGCGAGUAUGGCAAUACCACGAAAAUGGCAUACUGCAACGUUACUCAAAUCGGGUCAAGUUUUAGUCACAGGUGGCACCACCACUGAGUCAGACGUUCUUGUGAAUAGUACUGAAAUAUAUGAUCCAUUAACGGACAAAUGGAGUCAUAGUGCAAGCAUGAAAGCAGCACGAUCUGAGCAUAUUGCAAUUCUACUGAGUUCAGGCAAAGUACUUGUCUUUGGUUCUGGAAUUAGUUCUGAAAUAUAUGAUCCAUCAACGGAUCAGUGGAACCCUGUUGCAAGUAUGAAACCACCAGCACGUUAUUAUUCUAUUGCGGCUCAGCUCAAGUCAGGUAAAGUUCUUGUUACUGGUGGCGUCCGAUCAGCUAUGUAUCAGGCUGAUUGUGACAUAUAUGAUCCAUCAACAGACCAAUGGGAUACUAUUGCAAACAUGACAGCACCACGUGCUGCUCAUACUGUAAUUUUGCUCAAUUCAGGCAAAGUUCUUGUCACUGGUGGUGAGACAAAUGACCAAGUGUUGGCUAGUUGUGAAAUAUAUGAUCCAUAUACAGGCAAAUGGACCAAUGUUCCUAGCAUGAUAGAAGAACGUUCUUCUCAUACUACAACCUUGCUCAAGUCAGGAAAAGUUCUUGCUACUGCUGGGGAGGGACUUAUCCAUGCUCUGAAGAGCUCUGAAAUAUACGAUCCAUCUACAGGCAAAUGGAAUUCCAGUGCACGUUUAUCACUAUCACGUGCUUCUCAUACUGCAACUCUACUCAAUUCAGGCAACGUUCUUGUUGUUGGUGGUCAAUAA